UGAAUGCAGACGGAGCAGAGAGGAUGGAGCAGAGAGGAGGCAGACGCUCCGGGUCAAACACCUCUGAAAUAUACCCUGUACUAUUACGGACCUCCCUUUAAUUCACCCCCAGACUGCGGCUUGUUUUUCUGUCUGGUUUUAUAUCAUUUCCGCCGCUGACAUCUUGGCACCAGCCCGCUCCACUUCAUCUGCCUGUCAACACGCCGGACUGUCUGUCAGCGGGGAAAACACACAGAAAUCCCGCUGAAAAACACUCAUAAUACAUUUUCCACCGGACACACCUUCCCCUCGGACUGUCCUGUCACUACUACAAUCAACAUGGAUGAAGACAAUCACGUUCCUGAGGAUCUGUCCCUGGAGGAGAGGGAUGAGCUUUCAAACAUCCGACGCAGGAAGAGAGAGCUGCUCGAUGAUAUUGAGAGGUUGAAGUUUGAGAUAGCAGAGGUCAUGACGGAGAUCGAGCAGCUGACGUGUGUUGGAGAAAGUAAAACAUCCCAGAGAAAUAAACAGAUCGCGAUGGGCAGGAAAAAAUUCAACAUGGAUCCAAAGAAGGGAAUCCAGUUCCUGCUGGAGAACGACCUCCUCCAGCACACCCCCGAAGACAUCGCCCAGUUCCUCUACAAAGGCGAGGGCCUCAACAAGACCGUCAUCGGAGACUACUUGGGCGAGCGGGACGACUUCAACAUCAAGGUGCUGCAGGCCUUUGUGGAGCUGCAUGAGUUUGCAGACCUCAAUCUCGUCCAAGCAUUACGGCAGUUUCUGUGGAGUUUCCGUUUGCCAGGCGAAGCCCAGAAGAUCGACCGUAUGAUGGAGGCGUUUGCCUCGCGGUACUGCCAGUGCAACCCCGGAGUCUUCCAGUCGACAGAUACCUGCUACGUGCUGUCAUUUGCCAUCAUCAUGCUGAACACCAGCCUACAUAACCCCAACGUCAGAGACAAGCCCCCUGUGGAGCGCUUCAUCUCCAUGAACAGAGGCAUCAACGAAGGAGGAGAUCUGCCAGAGGAGCUUCUCAGGAACCUUUACGACAGCAUCAAAAACGAGCCCUUCAAAAUCCCAGAGGAUGAUGGAAACGAUCUGACGCACACAUUCUUCAACCCCGACAGAGAAGGCUGGCUCUUAAAGCUCGGUGGCAGGGUGAAGACGUGGAAGAGGCGGUGGUUCAUUCUGACCGACAACUGCCUCUAUUACUUUGAAUACACAACAGAUAAAGAGCCUCGUGGGAUUAUUCCUCUGGAGAACCUCAGUAUCAGAGAGGUGGAUGAGCCCAGGAAACCUAACUGCUUCGAGCUCUACAACCCCAACCACAAAGGUCAGGUCAUCAAGGCCUGCAAGACAGAGGCGGACGGGCGUGUCGUCGAGGGCAACCACGUGGUGUACAGGAUAUCGGCCCCCACGCCGGAGGAAAAGGAGGAGUGGAUCAAAUCCAUCAAAGCAAGCAUCAGCAGGGAUCCUUUCUACGACAUGCUGGCCACCAGGAAGCGGAGGAUAGCCAAUAAGAAAUGAUGACCGCCCACCUUUAUACACACCUGCAUCGCCACAAUGUCCGUGACCAGCAGAGUCCUUGUGCGUGUAUGUGUGUGUUAUGUUGUGGAGGCCUCCCGAGGGCAGACACAGGUGGGAGUUUACUGGACUGACAUGGUUUAUUUCCACCUGAAGAUAGUCUGCACCUCAGCUCUCGGUCGAUUCAACCAUUUUAUUUCACCUGGCACAGACUCGGAACACUGAUGUGUCAUUUGAGUGAAACUUCAAAAUCUUUACUAAGCUGGAUGAUAACAGAUGGACAAAAGAAUAAGGACUACAGCCAUGACUGGGAUCAUGGGAAAUCUUUACAUAGUGUGGCUGUGACGAGAUCGCCCACUGCUGGACACAUGAGGAAUUACACCUACAGGAGGAUUGUAACCUGAACAUCCAUCCUCCUCAUGUGGCAUUCCUUUCAUCCAGACCAGCUCGCCUGCUUGGUCAUCUGCCAACAUGACUCCCAGGCAACAUUUUAUUAUGUUCACCUCACAUGUCCUUCGACAACUGCCAACACCAACAACGUUUUUUAGUAUCCUGUAACUACAGAAAGCCUCAAGCUUCUAAAUCAGCUGGUCUGAUUGUCAGCCCUCAAGUGACUGUACCUGUAUAUGCAAACACACUGAUUUAUUCUCAACUCAUAUACUUAAUUUACAGUACACGCCCUAUUUGAAAGAGAAGGAAUUAAUGAAGGUUAAAGGGUUAUUACUUCACAUAUAUUGAGUGUAAUGAGCCUUUUAAGUUUUAAAAAGCUAUAUGCAUCCUAUAUUAAUUCUGUAAACGCUCAUUUUAUGUAUUGAAGAUCCACCUGUGAUCAAGUUUGUUUCUUUUGUAUUUAUUUUCUUGAUUUGUUUAACAAAAGAGGCAGCCCCUGAUUUACAUUAUGCAUGUAUAGAAUAUAUUGUACAUACUGUUUUUUUUUUUUUCUUUGUUGUGUUUAUGUAGCAUGUAAAUCAUAACGGCCGUAGCCUAUACCCGUUCACCUUUUCAGUUUAACAGCUAAGUUUACAAUAGUGGAAGAGGGACUUUGUGCAGCUCUUUGCAGAGCAGUGGAACCUCCUCGCACUGUGUUAUUACUGAAUAUUCAGAUAAUACAUGAUGGUUUAUGAAAGAAUAACUCACUAUGCUGAGUUGGACAAGAGAGUGUAGGACAUAGGCGGGUUCAAAACACCUGUGAAAAAAGGUGAAACAAAUGAGAUACUGGAAUUUUCAAGACUCCAAUCGUGUGAAUGUUGACUGGAAUAUGAGGACUGUUUUUACAAACUGAGAUCAAGACGACUUUCAGCCUAAUCUUAUAUUAGUUGGAGUUUUGAGGGUUAAACAUGGCUUGAUCUUCCACCCCGUCUACAUGUAUGUGGACAUUUUUGAAAACUGAUAUUUUCCCCUCUGUUUUAGAAAAUAAUUCUGUUCACACGAUCUUUGUUUUACAAAUUAUCUGUCCACACUAGAACGCAAAAACAACCCCAAACUCUCGACAACGUUGGCUGUUCUCCAGUCUCCCCUCAUCACAAAAGGUAGUAAAGUGUACAGGCUAACGAUACUUCCUAAUCUGCACCUUGGAAGGUGUUUUAGAAAAUUUCCAUUUUCGUGUGGACGAGAGGCCAAACCGUAGAGAAAAAUAUCUGUUUACAAAAAUAUCUGUAUACGUGUAGACGGGGCUUUAGUUUGGGAAAACUGCUCCUGAAUACUUUGAUGAAGACUUUGAAUAAAAUUCCACGCUGAUCAGAAAACA
This is a messenger RNA of Epinephelus lanceolatus (giant grouper), 3247 nucleotides long. Its product is annotated as cytohesin-3-like. Gene Ontology annotation, molecular function: guanyl-nucleotide exchange factor activity. The record is from RefSeq and is a predicted model, not a curated record. Lineage: Eukaryota; Metazoa; Chordata; Actinopteri; Perciformes; Serranidae. Gene Ontology annotation, biological process: regulation of ARF protein signal transduction.